CUUAAACAUAUAUUUUAUCCUUUAAAAAUGGAGAUAUAUGCAGCAUUAUCUCCAUAUACGAAUCUCAUUGGCCAUUUCGAUUCUUCAUGAUAUGAAGUUCAAAUCUGUGGGACCAUAAACACACUAUAGAUCUGACGACCAUACAUACAUGACACAUCCCCAUCAUACCUUCAUCAUCUACGUCAGUUUCCCUGGACACCAGAGACCCUCGGUCACGACUAUUCCGUCUUACACCCACAGCUACAAAAACCAACAAAUCGUUUCAUCCACUCGAUCAAAACCUCUAAAUACUAACUCAUCAAUCAUUCAUCACGAUAUUAUGCUAAUUCGAGGUGGGGUUGAUUCGAAGUGGUGAAACUACACGGUUUCAUGGAGUUUCCGAUGGUUUUAAGAGCUCCGACGACUAACCCAACUCCGACUACUUCCGCUUACUGCUGUAGCAGAGGAAGUGUCUGGUUGCCGGAGAGAUUAAAGAAACGGAGGUACGUUUCCGUAAAAAGAGCAGUAAGCGUGAGAGCUACGGUCGAGAGAAAUGGUGGUGAGGGGAUCGAUACAGGAGAGAGGAAGAGCGCUGUCGCUGGCGGCGGUGGUAGCGUCGGAGCAAGCUAUACAAGUUCUGCAAUGGAGGUCACUACAUUUAACCAGACAUUCCCAGAUGCUGAGUUUCCAGUUUGGGACAAAAUCGGUGCUGUUGUCAGACUCAGCUAUGGAAUCGGAAUUUAUGGUGCAAUGGCAUUUGUAGGAAACUUUAUAUGUUCAACAACAGGAAUCGAUAGCACAGGAGGAUAUUCACCAUCAUUAGAUGCAAUUGUUCAAGGACUUGGAUAUGCUGCUCCUCCUAUUAUGGCCCUUCUUUUUAUUCUAGACGACGAAGUGGUGAAGGUAUCGCCUCAUGCUCGUGCAAUACGGGAUGUUGAAGAUGAGGAGUUAAGAAGCUUUUUCUAUGGAAUGUCUCCAUGGCAGUUUAUAUUAAUUGUGGCUGCAAGUUCAGUUGGAGAGGAGCUCUUCUACCGGGCUGCAGUUCAGGGUGCAUUAGCUGAUGUGUUUUUAAGGGGGAAUGAUCUUGUAACAAAUGCACAUGGAAUGGCUGCACUGACAGGUGUAUUGCCUCCAUUUGUACCAUUUGCACAAGCAUUUGCAGCUGUGAUCACAGCUGCACUCACGGGUUCGCUUUAUUAUGUGGCUGCAUCUCCAAAAGAUCCUACUUAUGUUGUGGCACCAGUUUUGAGUUCACGUUCUGGUCGUCAAGAAAUGAAGAAACUUUUUGCAGCAUGGUAUGAAAGGAGACAAAUGAAGAAGAUAUAUUCUCCAUUACUUGAAGGACUUCUAGCUCUUUACCUUGGAUUUGAAUGGAAUCAGACGAAUAACAUUUUAGCGCCCAUCAUCACGCAUGGAAUUUACUCUGCAACGAUACUCGGACAUGGGCUUUGGAAGAUUCAUGAUCACCGAAGAAGAUUACGCCAGCGAGUUCAGCAGCUUAAUCUUGAAGAAAAGAACUUGAGAAAUUUCUGAAAUUAGGUCUAGUAUUAGUAGUAAUAGAAACUAUACCCUUUUGGCAUGAAGAAGCUUGUAUAUAAGUAAACAAUAAUUCUGUGUGGUUUUGUACUAUAAAUACUAUACAAAGAGACUAUUUUCAUGACCCAAGCUUAUGGCAUUUUUUGACACAGAAAGUGUAAAACAUUGAAAUCACAUGUCUUUUUAUGGUUUAUUGGUUCUUAUUCCUUUAAGAAAGUAGUACAUAAUACAAACAUGGGUUUAGACCUAUAACUAUGUGUGCCUAAUGUACAUAUACACACUAAUAUGCCCCCGUUGUUUGAAUGAGAGGCUGCUGAACACUCAAACUGGAUCAAAACUUUGAGAAUAACGAGCACCGGAGUCCCUUGGUGAAGAUGUUGACAUACUGAUAUUGCGACGAGACACAAAAAACUUGAAUAUGUCCAAGGGCCAUUGUCACGAAGAAAGUGCUUGUCGAUCUCUAUAUGUUUCAUCUAUUGGUGCUAUAGGAGGUUGGUGGAUAUGUAGAUGAUGUUACUGAAUAAGAGCAUGAAGCUCUUGUAGGAGGACACAAAGCCAAGAAGUCUCGGCUACGUAUCUGUAACACCAAUGUUGAGGUUUGGAGGACCAUGAUAUUAGGCUUAAUAUUUUCGCAUGAAUGAUAUAAUUAGC
Messenger RNA from Lactuca saligna, 2166 nucleotides. The record is from the annotation of a GenBank genome assembly. Lineage: Eukaryota; Viridiplantae; Streptophyta; Magnoliopsida; Asterales; Asteraceae.